GUUGAGUGGUGUUUUCUUAAGGUUUUUCAAAAGGGGGAGCCGCUGAAAAAUUUUAGGUCAAUUUCCCCCCUUUUGAUUUCUGGGCAGAAUCAUCAGAGGAGGAAUCCUCUGUUAUCUGUUCUUGAUUCUGGGUGUUAGGAGAGCUGAUUGUUGGUCGAAUUUAUCAUCGGAGGUUUCGAUUUUCAUUCUUCAGUUUUUUAAGCUAUUGAUUGUCGGUUCUUCAUUGUUUAUUCUGUAUUUGGGUUUGCUGAAAAAACCCCUUUAGUUAUAUAUUACUCCAUCUUGGUAUUUAUUGAUUCAUUCAGCAAUUACUAGGGUUAUUAAGUUUAUUUAAUUCUUGAAGCUUUUUAUAGACAGACAAAAAAUAAAUCUUUAGGAUUAAUUUUUUAACUUAGCUACUACUAAAGCCAUGGAUAUAAGUAACGAAGCCACGGUCGAUUCGUUCUCGAUUGGGCCCACCACGCUCUUCGGUCGAACCGUAGCUUUCAGAAUCUUGUUCUGUAAAUCCAUGUCACACCUAAGGCACCAAGUUUUCGGAAUCCUUAUAAUCUACCUCAAAAAGUUCAACACCUGUCUGAAACACUACUUAUCCCCUGUAAUAUCAUGGUUCCACCCUCGUAACCCACAAGGCAUACUAGCAAUGGUGACGCUAAUCGCCUUCUUGCUCAAACGCUACACAAACGUGAAAACGAAAGCCGAAAUGGCGUACCGGAGGAAAUUCUGGCGAAACAUGAUGAGGGCCGCACUGAACUACGACGAGUGGGCCCACGCAGCCAAAAUGCUCGAUAAAGAAUCCCUCAAAAUGAAUGAAUCCGAUCUGUAUGACGAAGAACUCGUGAGAAACAAACUCCAGGAGCUUCGUCAUCGAAGACAAGAGGGCUCGCUUCGAGACAUCAUAUUCUGCAUGAGAGCCGAUCUUGUAAGAAACAUGGGAAACAUGUGCAAUUCCGAACUCCACAAAGGUCGACUCCACGUACCGAAACUAAUAAAAGAAUACAUCGACGAAGUCACCACACAGUUACGUAUGGUGUGUGAUUCCGAUUCGGAAGAGCUUCUGUUGGAAGAGAAGCUGGCUUUCAUGCACGAAACAAGGCAUGCAUUUGGUCGAACGGCGUUACUAUUGAGCGGUGGUGCUUCUUUAGGUGCCUUUCAUGUCGGUGUAGUAAAAACCCUAGUCGAGCAUAAAUUAUUACCUCGUAUAAUCGCGGGUUCGAGCGUUGGGUCCAUUAUGUGCUCGGUUGUGGCAACUAGGUCUUGGCCUGAAAUACAGAGUUUCUUCGAAGACUCGUGGCAUUCGGUUCAGUUCUUCGAUCAAAUGGGGAGCAUAUUCACCGUCUUUAAACGUGUCACCACACAAGGCGCUGUACACGAAAUCAGACAAUUACAGAUUAUGCUGCGACAUUUGACCAACAAUUUGACUUUCCAAGAGGCUUACGACAUGACGGGGCGAAUCUUGGGCAUAACGGUUUGUUCGCCUAGGAAGCACGAGCCGCCUAGGUGUCUGAACUACCUGACUUCGCCGCAUGUCGUCAUAUGGAGCGCUGUGACUGCUUCUUGUGCUUUUCCGGGACUUUUCGAAGCUCAAGAAUUGAUGGCGAAAGAUCGGAGCGGCGAAAUCGUGCCUUAUCAUCCUCCGUUUCAUCUCGGGCCCGACGAGGAAUCGUCCGGAGCAUCUUCUUCUUCGAGAAGGUGGAGGGAUGGGAGCUUGGAGAUUGAUUUGCCGAUGAUGCAGUUGAAGGAGCUUUUUAAUGUGAACCAUUUUAUAGUGAGCCAGGCGAAUCCGCAUAUUGCGCCUCUCCUUAGGUUUAAGGAGAUUGUUAGAGCCUACGGUGGCAACUUUGCCGCAAAGCUUGCUCAUUUAACGGAGAUGGAGGUGAAGCACAGAUGUAAUCAGAUAUUGGAGCUCGGUUUUCCGCUUGGCGGACUUGCGAAGCUGUUUGCUCAAGAUUGGGAGGGUGAUGUCACUGUCGUUAUGCCUGCUACUUUAGCUCAGCUAUCGAAGAUAAUACAAAAUCCAUCAUACACGGAGCUUCAAAAGUCGGCAAACCAAGGCAGAAGAUGCACAUGGGAGAAGCUCUCUGCUAUAAAAGCCAAUUGCGGAAUCGAAUUAGCUCUCGACGAAUGUGUCACGAUACUCAACCACAUGCGUCGACUAAAGAGAAGCGCCGAAAGAGCCGCCGCCGCCGCCGCCACCUCAUCCUCCCAUGGGCCCACCACAAUCGUCACGUCGGGAAGAUUCAACGCGUCGAAAAGGAUCCCCUCUUGGAACGUCCUCAACCGAGAAAACUCCUCCGGAUCUCUAGAAGAAGACUUUGUGAGAAAUAAUCUACGGUCACAGCAGCGCCACGUGUACGAAGGGAGCGACAGCGAAUCGGAGGGCGGCGAUCUCGGUUCUUGGACUAGAUCGGGGGGCCCACUGAUGAGGACAACCUCGGCUGACCAGUUCGUUGACUUUGUGCAGAAUCUCGAGAUAGAAUCGAGAACGAACAACAAGAGUUUGGUGUCGGUGCACCAGAAGGGCGGCCUGAGGGUCACCAUACCGAAUCGGAACUCGGAAACUGAGUACAAUCGUAUUACGGUGGGUGAGGGUGACUUCUUACAGCCCGAGCGGAUUGGUAAUAACGGUAUUGUUUUUAAUGUUGUGAGGAAGGAGGCUUUGACGCCUUCUUCGUCCAAUAGGAGCGUCGAUUUCGAACAUAAUAAUAGUAGUAAUAGUAAUAAUAAUAAUAAUAAUUAUAAUAAUAAUUCUCCUCGUGAUUCUUCGGUAGCUGAGUGUGUGAUGCAGCUCGAUAGUCCGGGGAAGGAAAUGAUGGAUGACGCCAGCUCAGCGUCGGAAGCUGGCGGUGAUGACGUGGACCAAACAACGGUCGAUGAUGCGUCGUGCGAUAAGCAUGUAAUGGAUGGUUGAUGAAUUGAUGGGAUAUGUAAAUAAGGAAAGAAAAAAAAAUUGGAGCAAUUUUUUUGUAGAAUGAAUGUAAUUUUGUUUAUUUUUUAAUUUUUAUUUAAGGGAUUUGACACAAUAUUGGUUGAUAAAGAUUUUGUAUAUUUCAUA
Molecule: messenger RNA, 3052 nt
Organism: Erythranthe guttata (spotted monkey flower)
Lineage: Eukaryota; Viridiplantae; Streptophyta; Magnoliopsida; Lamiales; Phrymaceae
Product: triacylglycerol lipase SDP1
Biological process (GO): lipid metabolic process
Molecular function (GO): triacylglycerol lipase activity
Source: RefSeq, a predicted model, not a curated record